This is a messenger RNA of Thlaspi arvense, 423 nucleotides long. The record is from the annotation of a GenBank genome assembly. NCBI's taxonomy places the organism in Eukaryota, Viridiplantae, Streptophyta, Magnoliopsida, Brassicales, Brassicaceae.
AUGAUUGUACGAAUAGAGAAUGGAAUGUCAAGUUUAUAUGAGUUGUCGUGCUUGUGGAAAUCGGUUGUCCAUUUUGAGGAAUUUUAUUCAUAUUGGAAAUUUAACCCUUCUCCUUCUUCCCCCUCUCCGUUUCCAUCCACUCCUUUCUCUCACGCCACUCUGUGUUCAAGAGCACUAAAAGAUGAUGCUCACAAGGCCAAAUUGUUCCUCAGGGGCUUAGCUAAUCCUCCUCUUACAAAGACGGACUCAAAACAAGCUGCACACACACUUGACAUGGUUAUUAUAGAGCGGAUCUUAUUCAAAAGAGCUCAUACUGCAGAGUUUCAGGUCGUGACAUGGAUCUCCUUGAAUUGUCGGCCUAUGGCAAUGUUCGCCGAGGACCAGACUCUGGCGGAUGUAAUAUUCAGUGAUUGUCUGGAGGAU